Messenger RNA from Arabidopsis thaliana (thale cress), 990 nucleotides. RefSeq names its product Small nuclear ribonucleoprotein family protein (gene LSM1B). Gene Ontology annotation, biological process: cold acclimation; hyperosmotic salinity response; mRNA processing. Bases 410 to 796 code for a protein of 128 amino acids. Gene Ontology annotation, cellular component: P-body; cytoplasm. The transcript has 5 exons. Gene Ontology annotation, molecular function: RNA binding. Lineage: Eukaryota; Viridiplantae; Streptophyta; Magnoliopsida; Brassicales; Brassicaceae. The record is from RefSeq and is marked reviewed.
CAACGUCUUAUCUAUCGAGUUAAGAAAUCGUGGACAUUGCUUGAAAAUAAUAAAAAAGGGACAGUGGACGGAUUUGCUCGCUAGUUUUCUCUUCGAAUUUUCCACAAACAAAUUUUCUCAGCCAAAGUUCGAUCGGAUCUGGGUUUUAUAUUUUUUUGAAGAACCCGUGUCCGUCUUCGAUCAGGUGUCGAAAGUCUCAAUCUUUUUUAAUCACUUUAUCAAUUUAAACCCUUUGGUCAAAACCCUAAUUUAGAUUUCUCUUUCCGUCUUCACUUUUUUUUUUUCCUGUCAAAGUUCGCGUUCAAUAGCCAAAUCUUAUCUCUUCAGCUGGAAUCUGACGAACAUUAUUAUCAUCGGUAGUGUUCUAUAGAAAGACCGAAAGUUUUCUUCAAUUUCAAAGUCAGUGGCGAUGUCGUGGGCUGGUCCUGAAGAAAUUUAUCUUUCAACAUCACUCGCUAGUUAUCUCGAUAGAAAACUACUUGUGCUUCUUAGAGAUGGUAGAAAGCUAAUGGGAACACUCCGUUCCUUUGAUCAAUUCGCCAAUGCGGUUCUAGAAGGUGCGUGUGAGAGGGUAAUUGUUGGUGAACAAUACUGUGACAUUCCUUUAGGCCUCUAUGUAAUCCGUGGAGAGAAUGUUGUUUUGAUUGGUGAGCUGGACACGGAGAGAGAAGAGCUUCCUCCACAUAUGAUUCGCGUCUCAGAGGCAGAGAUUAAAAGGGCACAAAAGGUGGAGAGGGAAGCGAGUGAGCUGAGAGGAACAAUGAGGAAGAGAAUGGAGUUUCUUGACUUUGAUUAAACCAGAUUGUAUCCCCAUUCAUUAUUGGCUUGAUGCUCUGCUUUGGCUCGCAAGUUUUAUGAUGAGCCUUUUUGGUGUGUUGACUUAGGGGAUCGACGCAAUUCUUGUGUUUCAUUUUGGAUGAAUAUGACAAUAAAUCUGUGUACUUUUGUCUUUGGAUCUAUUUACCUUUUUAAGAAAAAAAUGUUAAGCAA